UCAUAUUUUUUUCAAAGUAACAAUCAUAUUCUUAGCUUACCAUAAUUUUGUACACAUUUCCACUGACUAUUGCUAUUAAAUCAAAAGCGCCUUUUUCUGGCGUAUUUAUUAAACUGCGUCGUUUUGGUAAACAAGGUUUUGAUGCCGAGAAACUGCAAUUCAAUCGUCUAAGGCCCUUGUUUUAUGAUUGUUUUUUCUGGCGUUGACCUUUCUAGACCUCUGAAAAAAGAGAAGUAACGAGAAGUGGAGGAGAGAGCGGCCGAAGGGGACGAGAAUUUGAGACAGCAGCAGAGUGUGGCAGCUGCAAACGCACUGCAGAUCCGAAACAGAUAGAGGGGAAAUGGCCAACCAAGCUCAGUGGAAGACGACUGCAGAGUUCAGAAUGCGAUUAUCACAAGGGAAGGGCACAAGGCAUACAGCAGCGGUGAUCAGAGACGUCUUAAUGGAUACAUACCCUGAGAGCAGUUGGUUCAUCACUGUUUCUGCAAAUAGCGGUUUGUUUACCGGUGACUUUAGUGUCAAGUGUAAAGAUGGAGUUGGUGAGACAGCAGAGUGGAUGAACAAGACAGAGUACCCCUACAACAUGCACAUCUACACUGUCCCACACUCAGACUACAACAGACGAGAAGCAACUGAUGAGGAGAGGGCGAAGAUAGAGAUUGUGAGUAAGAGUGUGUUGUUUGAUAUGGAGAGUACAUGGAGAGAGGUUCUGGGAUUUGGGGGUAUGACAACACAGAAGAUGAGGGAUGAGGUCAUCGCCCGUCUGGACAGAAAUGGACUCAAGUGGAUGUAUGUUGGAGUGGGGAAAGGAGAUAGAUGUUGGUCUGCUUCUUGUAUUCAGAGUCGCCGUGUUCUUACAGAUGGCUACAUUUACGAUAUUUGCAUCUACCUAGGAGACUAAACCUACACCGCCACUGGACUUCAACCUUAUUCCAAGUGAUACACUAGUACACACUCCAUUCUACCAUCAAUCUUCACUCCUUUCACGCAUCUACCUCUACUCGAGUGCUAUGUAUUUUCCUGAUAUGAUUCCACUUUAUAUCUACUCUAGUUUGACUAAUGACUUAUCUAAUUAAUCUAACUGGUCUUUUUUGUCUGACCCUCACACUUUCAUUCUCUACGGCGGAGAGGCAGAGAAAAUUUGUCACUUCUU
Messenger RNA from Symsagittifera roscoffensis, 1153 nucleotides. RefSeq lists its product as uncharacterized. NCBI's taxonomy places the organism in Eukaryota, Metazoa, Xenacoelomorpha, Acoela, Convolutidae. The transcript is spliced from 3 exons. Bases 341 to 901 code for a protein of 186 amino acids. The record is from RefSeq and is a predicted model, not a curated record.